CCAAGUGGUGGGUUAUUUGAGUGAUUUUCCCCUCAGCCUUUCAAGUUUCAUCCGAAUCUGUGCUUCCUACCUCAGCAUCAGCAGCUUCGUUGCUCUCACUUAUCUGACUCUCUGCGCUCCUUAGGGUUUCAUUGAGUUUUCCCGGCGUAUCUUCCACUUCUUCUUCCUUCCUCGUUAGGGUUUCUGUGUCAAAGAUCGAGUCGCUGCUCUGAUUUUGGGAACUCGGUGGAAGCAAAUGGAGGGAAGAAGGAUUACAGCAAGCCCUAGACCCUGCAGCGGAAGAAAGGUUGUUGCCAAGAAGAGGUCUCGCCCCGAUGGCUUCGUCAACAGCGUCAAAAAGCUCCAACGCCAAGAAAUCUCUUUCCCCAAGGACCGAACUUUCUCCAUUAGCACCGCCCAGGAGAGGUUCCGCAACCUGCGCCUCGUCGAGCAAUAUGAUCCAAAGGGGCACUGUUUAGUCGCGCUACCCUUUUUAAUGAAAAGAAGUAAGGUUAUCGAGAUAGUUGCCGCGCGUGACAUUGUCUUUGCUCUUGCCCAUUCUGGCGUUUGCGCAGCGUUCAGCAGAGUUUUUCCUUCUUUGUGGGACUAGAAUGGAGAAAUAUGAGAAGAAAAGACAAACAAAAAGGGACAGGAGGAAGAGAGAGGCGAAGAUGCAAUUACAUGAACACCGCUACCUACCUAAUCCCCUCUCUCUAUCUUCUCCCUCUUUUUGUUUAAUAAAAAAGAGCAUCAAACUUAUGAGUGUAGAGAUCCAACCACUACAAUUCUAGUGCAAAGCGCCAUUCUUUGUCCGUCCAUUUAGCUGUGUAACGAGAAUCAUCUCCAACCCACUUCAUGCCAAACGCAUUACUGUUUUUCCAACAUCAAAGCCAACCAGGAGAGAGUCAUCCGAGGUCGUGCUUUUGAGUUUGAGAGUUUCUUUUCUUUCGCAUUCUAUUUAACCGUGAAAACCCAGAAGAAGGAUAUGUGUCAUCCCCAUGGCGGAAUCCGGCGAGGUCAACGGCGGAAUUCAGACUCCAACUUCCGUGAGAAGCACUUCAAGUGGUGAGAAAGCGUAUGGCCUCGGAGAUCAACAACCCCGACUGCGACCACUCUUCCAGGAUUCACCGCCGGACUUCCCAUCUCCCUGAACCCAACACCAGCAUCAUGUCUUCGAAUACUCAGCCCCCGCUGUCGGUUUGCGGCUUCUCGGGUCUUCCUUUGUUCCCGUCGGCCAUGGAUCCAGACGCUUCGGCCACCGCGUGGAUCGACGCAGUCAUCAGAGACCUUAUCCACACCUCCACCACCGUCUCUAUCCCUCAGCUCAUCCAAAAUGUCAGAGACAUCAUCUUCCCUUGUAAUCCCAAUCUCGGCGCUCUUCUUGAGUACAGGCUCUGCUCUCUCAUGCUCCUCGACCCUCCCGAACCUCCGCCGCCGCAGCCUCUUGAUCACCCCUCCUCCUAUACUCACCUCCAUCAGAUCUCCGUCAAUCCUCCCCCCUCGCAACCUCAGCCUCAGCAAGAGAAGCAAACACUUGAAGAACGAGAGAACUCUUCCUCUGAUGCAGCCGAGGCAGUGAGCAGCACACCGUCCACGACGGCCGCGGUUGUUGCUGCCAUGAGAGAGAAGAAGGAAGACAUGAAGAGAUGUAAACAAGACGAGGAAGGGUUGCAUCUCCUCACUUUGCUGCUGCAGUGCGCGGAGGCAGUCUCCGCUGAUAAUCUAGAGGAAGCCAACAAGCUCUUGCUUGAGAUCUCACAGCUCUCCACUCCCUACGGCACCUCCGCUCAGAGAGUAGCUGCUUACUUCUCGGAAGCCAUGUCGGCAAGGAUGCUCAACUCAUGCCUGGGGACUUACGCGGCGUUGCCUUCUCACAGUCUGAAGAUGGUUUCAGCCUUCCAGGUUUUCAACGGCAUUAGCCCACUCGUAAAGUUCUCCCAUUUCACGGCCAAUCAGGCGAUUCAGGAGGCGUUCGAGAGUGAGAAGAGUGUGCACAUCAUCGACUUGGACAUCAUGCAAGGACUCCAGUGGCCGGGUCUUUUCCACAUCCUGGCUUCUCGACCUGGAGGCCCACCUCACGUUCGCCUCACGGGGCUUGGUACCUCCAUGGAAGCUCUCCAGGCCACUAGGAAGCGUCUCUCCGAUUUUGCCGAGAAGCUCGGUCUUCCCUUCGAGUUCUGCCCGCUUGCUGAGAAAGUCGGCAACUUGGACCCCGAGGGACUCAAUAUAAGCAAGAGGGAGGCUGUAGCUGUCCAUUGGCUUCAGCAUUCUCUUUAUGAUGUCACUGGUUCUGAUACCCACACGCUCUGGCUGCUACAAAGAUUGGCGCCUAAAGUGGUAACGAUAGUGGAACAAGACAUGAGCCAGGCAGGAUCUUUCUUGGGAAGGUUUGUGGAGGCGAUACACUACUACUCGGCGCUGUUCGACUCACUGGGAGCGAGCUAUGGAGAGGAGAGCGAGCAGAGGCAUGUGGUGGAGCAGCAUCUGCUGUCGAAAGAGAUACGCAACAUACUGGCAGUAGGAGGGCCGUGUAGGAGUGGGGAGGUUAAAUUCCAGAGUUGGAGGGAGAAGCUUCAGCAGUGCGGCUUCAAAGGCAUCUCUUUGUCGGGCAAGGCAGCCACUCAGGCCACUCUUCUCUUGGGGAUGUUCCCUUCCGAUGGUUACACUUUGGUCGAUGACAACGGCACUCUCAAGCUCGGUUGGAAGGACCUUUCCUUGCUCACCGCCUCCGCCUGGACACCUCCUUUCUCUCCUCUUUGUUGACAUAUUUUCUUCUCACAACCUGCUUCUGCAUCCUCUUUUUUAAUUAUAGUCGAGAUCUUUGUUACCUUGUUCAUUUGCUUCUCUGUGUAUUUAUAAAGGCCAAACGACGAGAAUUAGUAUAAAGACGAAUUGGAGGCUAGUUCUCCAUACUUUGUAAACAUUUCAAAACCUUUUCUUUA
This is a messenger RNA of Tarenaya hassleriana, 2921 nucleotides long. RefSeq names its product protein SCARECROW-like. Bases 1057 to 2742 code for a protein of 561 amino acids. The record is from RefSeq and is a predicted model, not a curated record. NCBI's taxonomy places the organism in Eukaryota, Viridiplantae, Streptophyta, Magnoliopsida, Brassicales, Cleomaceae. The transcript is spliced from 4 exons. Gene Ontology annotation, cellular component: nucleus. Gene Ontology annotation, biological process: radial pattern formation; regulation of DNA-templated transcription; leaf development. Gene Ontology annotation, molecular function: sequence-specific DNA binding; DNA-binding transcription factor activity.